Messenger RNA from Capsicum annuum, 1261 nucleotides. Its product is annotated as E3 ubiquitin-protein ligase AIP2. The record is from RefSeq and is a predicted model, not a curated record. The transcript is spliced from 5 exons. Gene Ontology annotation, cellular component: cytoplasm. The coding region runs from base 190 to 1083 and encodes 297 amino acids. Gene Ontology annotation, molecular function: ubiquitin protein ligase activity. Lineage: Eukaryota; Viridiplantae; Streptophyta; Magnoliopsida; Solanales; Solanaceae. Gene Ontology annotation, biological process: protein ubiquitination.
AAACCAAACAACCCCUAAUACUCGCUAUAUAAAAGAAUAAGAAAGUAUUUUGAUCCUGGAACGAAAGAUAAGGGACAAUUUUGGACAUGACACGGAAAGCCGAUUUCAAUUUCCCCCUCCGCAAGACAGAGAGCUAUAUAAAAAAUAUAAAUCAGAACUGAAAGUUAAUUGAAUUAAGCAAAAGCAAAAAUGGAAGAAGAAUUAAAGCAAAAGCUUCAAGAAUUGCAGAAGCAAUUAGGAAAGAAACAAAUGUUUGAGGAAGCAGUUUCCUCCAUUAGAUCUCUUCUUCUUCAAUACUAUCCUUCUGCUUCCCCUUCUCUUCGUAAUUCGUUCUAUACGGUUGUAUUUCGGGUUGCCACCAUUUUAAAGACAAGAUACACAAUGCCUGGAUUUUGGAAUGCUGGUCUUGGGCUAUUCGUUGAGGCUGAGCACCUGGUGUCAGGAUCGUCUGAGAAGAAACAUUUGCAGAGUUGCAUUAGUCAGGCGCGAGAGCAGUUAACUGAAGUACAGAAUGAAUCUCAGAAUACAACAUCAACAGAAAAUGGCUCAAAUAGAAGGUUCCUUUUUGAGGGGCAUCUUACUGUUGACCCUGAGCCUGAGCAGCCUGCUUGGCUCGAGCUGUCUUCUCAGGGUGAUCCAGCCAAUGUUAACACUACGGAAGGUGCUCGCAGUGUACUUGAGGAGCUGGUUGCUAGACUAGAUGAUAUAAUACCAGAGAUGCUGGAUGACGGUCCUGCUGCCCCGAGAGCACCACCUGCCAGUAAACAAGUCGUGGCAAACCUCCCAGUUAUUACUGUCACAGAUGAGUUCUUGAUGAAGCUUGUUGCAGAUGCAGAGUGUGCGAUUUGCAGGGAGGUGUUAGUUGUAGAUGACAAGAUGCAAGAGUUGCCGUGCAAGCAUAUGUUUCACCCUCCUUGCUUGAAGCCAUGGCUGGAUGAGCACAACUCUUGUCCAAUUUGUCGGCAUGAGUUGCUCACAGAUGAUCAUCACUAUGAGAACUGGAAGGAGCGGGAAAAGGAAGCGGAGGAGGAAAGAAAAGGGGCUGCUAAUGCAGUUCGUGAGGGUGAAUACAUGUAUGUAUAAUGCACAGUACUCAAACAAAUCGAAACUUGUGCUUGUCUGCUUUUGCUGACAAUUUGGGCCGUGGCGGAGGAGUUACCAAAUUUCUUUUAUAUAUUGGGUGUAUAAAUGUACUAUAAAACCGUCUUUGGAUUUGCUUGGAAUGCAUAUAUAUUGAUUUUCUGCUGGUUUUGUAUUGCUA